CCCACUUUUUCUCCGGUUUACCGGAAUCCGUCUUGUUGUAUCGUUGAUUUUAUAUCAACGUUUUCUUGAGUAUGUCGUCCUUCAUCCUGAAGCAGUUUGGAGCAUGGGAUCUCCUGUGGAAGUACACAGUUUGGAAAGAAACUUCGGACAUCGAAUCCAAAAUGUGAGUAGGCUUACCAGUAGCCAUAGUGGUUGCCAGCACAUCUUAACAAUGGCUUCGAACAAUGCGGUUUCGGUUCAGCAGUCAAUCUACAACAGACCUCCCAUUGUGUUUGCUACUGUGCAUCGCUACACUAAACAACAGCUACUUGACUUACGCACUCCUUCGAGUUGGGCUAUCUUUUCCUCCCUGAUCUUCACGGGGUCUGUAUACUACUUCCUCGUGACCAGUCAAAUCACCCUACCGUCUACAGAGACGAAACCUCCCGUGGAUGAGUGGAGAGACUUGGUGACUACAUCACCGGGACCUGGACAAUUCGCCAUCAAUAACAAACCAAUCGACUCCUCAAAGAACAGCUCUUCACCAGGAAAAUAUUUUCGAAACUACAUUAGUUUCUUGAACGAGGAGCAUUUAACACUCUCUUGCAAAGAUUGUGCGUAUGUCACGAGCUCAGGGCGUCUACUUCACAGCAACGCUGGCCAAGAAAUUGACAGCCAUGAUUGCGUCAUAAGAAUGAACGAUGCCCCAGUUAUCGGAUAUGAAACCGACGUCGGGUCCCGAACUACAAUCAGAUCAAUGAGCUUCAUCAACAUUCUUGGGUCUUUGGAGCAUAACAUGGACAAAAGGAAUGAGUUCUUUGUGGACACUCGAUCCAAGACGGAGAUUUUUUUGAUCAAUUGGAUGACCGAAAGGCAAAUAAAUAUCUUUGAGGAUAUUCACUAUCGCUAUGUGAUCUUGCUCGCCCACCUUUAUCCUGCCGUCAAAUUCUUUCGUUUUACGGCAGGGAAAGUUGGGAAGAGUAUACGAAUGUUUUUCGAAAAGAUUGAAAAUAAAACAAAGGAAAUGCAUCACAAGCCACUGUCCACUGGCUGGCAUACCUUAGUAGCUGCAUUGGAGCUUUGUGACCAAGUAACUGUGUAUGGAAUGGUACCACCAACAUUCUGCAACUCAAAAAGUAACUAUACAUCGAAGACGAAAGUUGUUGAUGUACCAUACCACUACUACCCACCUCACCUACGGAAGAAUGACUGCAGGUAUUUACUCCUUAGCGAGAAAGCUAACGAAACUGGACACCCAUUCCUCACAGAGAAACAGGCAAUCAAACGGCUAAGGAAAAACUCUAAUGUUACGUUCAGACAUCCGCAAUGGAACGAGAGUUAAACAAAUUUUAAGAUGGGGCAAAUCACAUUCAACAAGUUACUUCAAAAGCAUAUCAAACAAGUAAAUUUACCAAAACACUUUGCGUAAGUUCUGAUUAUCUUUUUCCGAAUAAAAAAAAACAAAAAAAUUAAUUCAAACAAGCCUAUACUACAAAAAAGUUCUUAAGUUCUGAUUAAUUUUUCCCACCGUAGGGCCUAUAAGUAAAGGAAAACUACGUACGGUUGUACGGUGUCUUAAUUUGGGUGUGAUCCCUGGCUGCACGGCAGUAAACGAUUGCUGUAAAAGGAAUGGCACCAGUAGUUUAACAUCAGGGCCCAAUUUCAUAGCUCUGCUUAGCGGCCGAUUUUGUGUU
This is a messenger RNA of Asterias rubens (European starfish), 1673 nucleotides long. Its product is annotated as alpha-N-acetyl-neuraminyl-2,3-beta-galactosyl-1,3-N-acetyl-galactosaminide alpha-2,6-sialyltransferase-like. Gene Ontology annotation, biological process: ganglioside biosynthetic process. NCBI's taxonomy places the organism in Eukaryota, Metazoa, Echinodermata, Asteroidea, Forcipulatida, Asteriidae. Gene Ontology annotation, molecular function: alpha-N-acetylgalactosaminide alpha-2,6-sialyltransferase activity. The transcript has 6 exons. Bases 104 to 1321 code for a protein of 405 amino acids. The record is from RefSeq and is a predicted model, not a curated record.